Messenger RNA from Aspergillus neoniger CBS 115656, 2118 nucleotides. RefSeq names its product NDT80/PhoG-like DNA-binding family protein. The transcript has 2 exons. Gene Ontology annotation, molecular function: DNA-binding transcription factor activity; DNA binding. The record is from RefSeq and is a predicted model, not a curated record. Bases 165 to 1937 code for a protein of 590 amino acids. Gene Ontology annotation, cellular component: nuclear chromosome. Lineage: Eukaryota; Fungi; Ascomycota; Eurotiomycetes; Eurotiales; Aspergillaceae. Gene Ontology annotation, biological process: meiotic cell cycle; positive regulation of transcription by RNA polymerase II.
GAUAUCGACUCGUCUUUGAACUUUGUCCUUCGUCGACCUCUUCAUGCACUUUCAUCCGGCCUCUUCUACCUAUUGAGUCUGAACGCUUCCCGGCAUAUUAAAGAUACCGAUUUUACCUCAAUCAUCUCGGUUGUCCUAAACGCCUCGUGUCCUGCCGCCCCGCCAUGGAGGGCUUUGAUACCAUGGCUAUGCCUUACCUGGCCAGCCCGUUAUCGCUCGGUAAUAUGCAGAGCACCGAUUACCUCAAUUCAAUGUCCGGCAUGGACCUGCCUGAACAACGUUCUAAUUUCGACUCCGAAACAUUCGUGAGUGGGGACGACAUCGCAUUUUCUCAACAUGCUUUACCUCCCGCAUCGUUGAAACGAUUUCCUUCUGGUUAUGAAGAUCCGUUUACAGACAUGGUCGCUCCGUUCGAACCUGCGCCGCCCGAGCAACCUCCUGAUUCUAUAGAUCAUAACAAUAAACUACUGAGCUUCUCCAUGCCUGCGUACGGCUUCACUCUCUUAGAUUACUCUCUACGCCGCACCUCAAUAUCGCUCUCUGCUCAGCUGCACGGCAUGUUCUUUCUUGCAGAGUCGCCUUGGACCACAUCCCCUGCCGAGAAUGCCCCGCCUCAGCAGGGAGCGGAGCUGACGUGCUACCGCCGAAACCUGUUUCAGAUAACAGGCUCUGUUACCCUCCCACGGAGCUUACGCUACAUUAUGACGGAGCAAGGCGACCGGAUCCCUAUUUUGGCCCAAGAACUCACUGUGUCUGCUACGGAGUCCGUUGAAGGCAAUUCCGUCAAGAUAAUCUCGGUUCCUUGGAAGACACCCGCCGCAAAUGUGAAUCCUACAGCUGAAGAUGGGAACAAUGUUUCCAGCGGAAACGGCGGUAACCCUAAUAGCAACAAUCCUACUAUCAAGGUUGAAAAGGAGCCACCUCCGAUUCCAUUAGAUAUCAUGGCCGGACAAGACCUUGAUACGGACUACGCCACCUUCCCUAUUGCCUGGAAACGACUUCAAUUCCGCGUUGCUACUGCGAAUAAUGGGCGCAGAAAAGAGCUCCAACAACACUUCGUUAUUCGUUUGAAGGUUGUAGCUACGCUGUCUACCGGUGCCAAGAUACCAGUCUGCGAGGUACAGUCAGGCCCUGUCAUAGUCCGGGGCCGGAGCCCACGCAAUUUCCAGUCUCGCAAGGACUUGCCAUUGAGCAAUAGUGCUGCGGCGUCGCGCAAAAGCGCACAAGCAGCUCAGUCGGCUGCUGUCAACCGAACCCCAACCGGUGAUUCUGCGCCACAUGCACCGGCCAAGGCCAAAGCCACAUUGAAGAGCAGUUCCCCAGAGACGUCUACGUCCCAAGGUGGUGUAGUUGGCCAACAAGCUUCCCCGGAUUGGGCGCAAGUGCCGCCUCCCGUUGGCGGUGCGCAUCCAUCGACGACUUUGCCUCACUCGACGGUAUAUACUCAGUCUAGCCCGGAGUUCUCACGGCCUACAGAAGCCCAGCGACAUCCAGUUGCUGCCCCCAUCAAUCUAUCGCUCCUCGAAGAUGAUGAUGGCAAUGAUUCGGUCAACCCAGCUGAUUCGGCCAGGCCGGCCUCCUCAUAUACAAAUGAUAUGUCACACAAGCUUAUGAACAUGGAUAAUUCUGCAGCCCCUCCGGCCAAGAUGCGCAAGUUGUCUCAUGGCUUACCCGAAACACAAUCGCGAAGCUCGUCCUCUCUACCCUUACUGAAUAAUACCAAUAUGCAGCAGCCCUUCGCUUCGACGCUCCCAUUUCCAAAUGAGAGCGCUGACUUGUUAUAUGAGUAUUUCCCCUUGGGCUUGGAUGAUUGGCAAGCACCAGUCGAUGCAGUAUAUCGACCACAUGUAGUGCACCAUACAAACCUACCUGAAGUGAAGUUUGUUGCUGCGCGCGGACGAAGCAAACGAUAUUUCGCUGCAGAAGAUGUCUUUUGACGAUGAAAUGGGUGAUGAGAGCCAUCGGGGUUGGUUUCAUGCAUCUGCAGUCGGGCUUGAGAGCAGUUUCCUAGACUCCAGCAACUGCUCCAAUUGUUUCUUUGAUUGCUUGUGCAUCCUGCGUUCGCCCACACUGCCUGGCAGGCUGGUUGAAUAUGCACCAGAGCUCUUCCUCUGGCAG